AUGGCCGGCCUAGCAGCUGGUUUCAGCUCUUCGCCUCCUGGCCGGGGCUUCGACGACGACGACGACGACGAGCUGGCCCGCGACACGAUUCCCUGCUCACCCUACGCCACGCAAGCAACCCAAGUGAUCAAUCGAACAUCUCUGCUUCCAAAACACACCGAGGUACCCUCAUCGCCUCUUGCAUCGAGCGUCGUCGAGGUCCCCGCGUCUUCUCCCUUCCAGCCGAAGCCUGCCAAGGCGCCAUUUGCGACUCGCCUCGCCCCCGCGGGCACACUUUUUCGGCCUCCCCCCCAACUGCCGCGGGGUGUUAAACGUCCAGCUGCCGAACCAAUCAUGAUAUCGUCCGAUGACGAGAAGAGCCCUUCGAGGGGCGACAUCCAGCCGACAGCCUUCAAGAAGCGCAUGACCGCCUUUCACUACGAACCGACGGAAAGGAUCGACAAGCUGGAGAAGAUGACGGCCUUGACGGAGCAGGUUUCUACCGCAACUGGUCAGAGCUUCCCGUCUCGCGCUUGUCGCGAGGCUCUCAUGGCUUGCCAUAAUAAUGUUUCUGAUGCAGUGAAUUACCUCUACGAAGGCAAGCACCUGCAGAAGGAAAAGAAGCACGGAGCCACCCCGGCGCCGCUGUCUGCCGCCUCGACGAACCCGCUCAAGUCGAAGCCGUCGCUCGCUGCUAAGGGCAACGGUGCCGACUUCUACCAGACGCCGAACCUCAGCCCUCGAACACCGAGCCCGGCGAAGCAGACGAAGCCUCGACGACGUCUCGUGCAGGGCCGUCGCCCGAACCGAUCGCCCUCGCCGCCGACGUCGCAACCGGUGCAGGAGGCGCGGGAGGUCAUCAAUGUGGACGAUGAGGUGGAUGAGAUUGCCGAGGACAGGAUUGUCAUUGCAGAUGACAAGGACGACGACUAUGACAACGAGGACGACCUAAUGGAGGCUACCGUCAAGGAGAGCCUCUAUGACAAGGCUCUCAACACAAUCAACAAUAGUUCGAUUGACGAUCUCUCGGCCAUGACCAACCUCAAGCAGGACGAACUACAAAUCAUCGCCACGAAACGCCCUUUCCACGACAUUGACCAGGUCGAGCGGGUCACGGCGGCCAAAAAGUCUAAUGGGCGCAAGUCAAACAAGGCGGCCAUUGGCGAACUCCUCGUUGAGGCCAUCAUGGAGUUCACCAAGGCAGUCAAUGCCAUCGACACCGUCGUCGCCGAGUGUGAGAAGAAGGCUGUCCGGGUGAAGAGUGAGAUGAGUAUGUGGGAUAUCGACUUUAAAGGCCACGCACGAAAUGGAACAACUUCUCAGACAGACAGCGACGACCUUCCCAUGACACCCAACAGCUCCAAGGGACAGAAGUACUCGCCGCCACCGAUUCCUCGCCAGCCGGCCUUGUUGGAAGGACACUGCACUAUGCGCCCUUUCCAGCUGUACGGCCUCAAUUGGAUGUCCGUUUUGUACAACAGCGGCUACGGAUGCAUCCUGGCUGAUGAGAUGGGCCUCGGCAAGACGUGCCAGGUCAUUUCUCUCAUGGCCCACCUUGUGGAGAGUUAUGACGAGGAGAAGGACGAGAAGCGGCCGUGGCCGAAUCUGAUUGUUGUCCCGCCGUCCACGCUGUCCAACUGGGAGGUUGAGUUUGAAAAGUUUGCCCCCGACCUAUCCGUCUUGACGUACAAGGGCUCGCAGUCUGAUCGCGCCAUGAUCGCCGAAGACAUGUUGAGCGCACCGGAGGAGUAUCACGUCGUUCUCACAAGCUACACACAGGUCGGCAAGGAGGAAGACAUCGACGCCCUCAUGGAGCUACGUCCCAAUGCCGCCGUCUUUGACGAGGGUCACAAGAUGAAGAACCCCAAGACGAAGAUCUACAAAGACCUCAUCCGCAUCAAGGCGGACUGGCGCAUGCUCCUCACAGGCACGCCUGUGCAGAACAACCUCAUGGAGUUGCUGUCGCUUCUCAACUUUAUCGACCCAAAGAUGUUCAAGGGACACAUGGAACACCUGCAAUACAUGUUCAGCCAGAGUCGGAGCUGCAGCAGCCCGAACAUGGAGCACCUCAUCGGGGAGCUGAAGAACUGUUCGGACUUUGAGCUGCACCUGUGGUGCCGCGACUACAAGUGCCUCGAGGGCUUUGACCUGCCAGAGGGCUCGUGGAUGGAGAGCGGCAAGGUGACGAAGAUGCUGGAGCUCAUCCACCAGUACCAGGCGAACGGGGACCGCGUGCUCGUGUUCAGCAAGUUCGCCAAGGUGAUUGAGAUUCUGCGCGAGGUGCUGCACACGGACGGGAUCAGGCACUGCGUGCUCUACGGCGCGACGUCGGUCGAGGAGCGGCAGGGCCUCAUCAACGAGUUCAACGAGAACACGGACAUUCCCGUGUUCCUGCUGACGACGGGGGCGGGCGGCACGGGCAUCAACCUGACGUCGGCCAACAAGGUCAUCAUCUUUGACCAGUCGGACAAUCCGCAGGACGACAUUCAGGCGGAGAACCGCGCGCACCGGCUGGGCCAGACGCGGGAUGUCGAGGUGAUCCGGCUGCUCGCAAGGCGGACGAUCGAGGAGCUCAUCUUCAAGGCGUGCGAGAAGAAGAUUGAGCUGGCGAACAAGGUGACGGGGGCGGUGGAGGACCUGGGGAAGAACGCCGAGAUCAACCUGGAGAAGGAGGUGCGCAGGAUGCUGGCGGACCAGCUGACGCCGCCAUGA
This is a messenger RNA of Verticillium dahliae VdLs.17, 2691 nucleotides long. RefSeq names its product helicase SWR1. Lineage: Eukaryota; Fungi; Ascomycota; Sordariomycetes; Glomerellales; Plectosphaerellaceae. Bases 1 to 2691 code for a protein of 896 amino acids. The transcript is spliced from 2 exons. The record is from RefSeq and is a predicted model, not a curated record. Gene Ontology annotation, molecular function: ATP binding; DNA binding; ATP-dependent chromatin remodeler activity. Gene Ontology annotation, cellular component: nucleus.